CUCAAGUCUAUCAAUUCAAACGCUUUCUCAACUGAGUUCUCUGCAAUCUCUUCCCUACUCCAAGACCUUUCCAUUGUCGCUACCGUUGUUUGGGCAUUCCCUUGCCAUCCCACUUGGCCAGAAUCAACAUGCAAUCUCUUCCGAAUAAGAUGUUUCAUUACCUGUCUCUCCUACUGUGUCUCGGCCUCUUCUUCAAUUCCCAAUUCCUAGCGUCUGCCUUCCCGCUGGCCCUAGAUGGCGCCGACGCCAUUAGCACCACACCUCCUGCGACCAGGGACAUCGUCGCCAGGGGCAAGUACCCAUCCGAGGAAGACAUCAACUCCAAAAUCGUCAACCCACCCAAGAGCAAGUCGCUCUUCUUCUCGAAGGUGGGCCACAUCGAGGCCCUGAAUCAUUUCACGGACAAAGGGUACAAAAUGCUGGAUCAUGUUUUCCCGGACCUUUCCUUCGAGGGAGAUAAGAACGACGAGGAGUUCAGGACCUACGUCGAUACAGCCAGCCGGGUCUUUGCGGAGCGCUCCUCUGGAGUGAUCAACGUCGUCAUGGGUCACGAAGAUGCUUGCACCACAUGGGCGCGGAUCGAGUUUCCGGCGCUCAAGGAGAAUUCUGACGUGGAUGAGAUCGUCAAGGUUCAGGAUUCGGACCCCAACUCGAAGGAGACUAUUUGGAAGAAGGGUGAUCCUGUGAAGAGGCAGGGAUUGCCUCCUUGGGAUGGUGGCGAGUGCCUUAACUGGGACGAUAAACCCCCGUUCUAAUUGCUGGGUGGUGAAGUGGUGUCAGGAUGCAGGGCUUAGUUAGGUUGAUGGAUGGUCCUUUGCGUUGAAUUUGUACACAGUACGGAGUAUACUCUCAGCCGCCUGAAUGUCAC
This is a messenger RNA of Aspergillus candidus, 868 nucleotides long. RefSeq lists its product as uncharacterized. Bases 129 to 755 code for a protein of 208 amino acids. The transcript has a single exon. The record is from RefSeq and is a predicted model, not a curated record. Lineage: Eukaryota; Fungi; Ascomycota; Eurotiomycetes; Eurotiales; Aspergillaceae.